Messenger RNA from Ceratina calcarata, 3431 nucleotides. It is a transcript of the gene SMC5, whose product is annotated as structural maintenance of chromosomes 5. Gene Ontology annotation, biological process: double-strand break repair via homologous recombination. Bases 59 to 3205 code for a protein of 1048 amino acids. The transcript has 14 exons. Gene Ontology annotation, molecular function: single-stranded DNA binding. Lineage: Eukaryota; Metazoa; Arthropoda; Insecta; Hymenoptera; Apidae. Gene Ontology annotation, cellular component: nucleus; Smc5-Smc6 complex. The record is from RefSeq and is a predicted model, not a curated record.
CAUUUUGUCAGCCCCGAAAGUUUUCUGUUAUUUUAUUACAUAUACAAAAUAUAUCACGAUGGCUGAUGGUUGCGUUGAUACAGGAAUGAUUACUCAUAUUUAUUUGGAAAAUUUCGUAACUUACAGCAAAGUUUCUGUAAAGCCUGGCAGAUACUUGAACGUUAUUAUCGGACCAAAUGGCACUGGUAAAUCAACAAUUGUUUGUGCUAUUGUACUUGGAUUGGGAGGUAAACCUAGCACCAUUGGCCGUGCAACUCAGAUCGGGCAUUAUGUGAAAUAUGGAUGCCAGGAAGCGACAAUUGAAAUUCAUCUGAAAAACAAAAAGCAGAAUGAUAACAUUAUUCGUAGAGUAUUUAAUAAGCAAGGGAAAUCUUCAUGGUUCCUCAAUAAAAAACCUUCGAAUAUAAAGGAAAUACAAGAGUUAACGACAAGUUUGGAUAUCCAGGUGGAUAAUCUCUGUCAAUUCCUACCGCAAGACAAAGUACAAGACUUUUCAAAAAUGAAUCCUCAGGAAUUAUUGGAAAACACAGAAAGAUCGGUUGGGGAUCCUGUGAUUUUGGAACACCAUAAAAGGUUGAUACAGUCCAGAGUGGAUCACAAAGAGCUUGAAAAACAUAUUGAAGUAAAGAAGAAAGCGUUGGAAACGCAAACUCAAGUAUACGAAAGUUUGAAGGAAACUGUUGACAGUAUAAAAGAGAAAAAAUUAAUAAAGAAAAAGAUUACCGCUUUGAAGCAAAAGAAAGCAUGGAUAUUGUAUGAGCAGAAACGAAAAGAACUACUUAAGUUGAAAAAGAAAAAAGUGGCUGCUACGUCUGAACUGAAACGUAUGGAAGAGGAAAUAAAACCUUUUGAAGACGUAAUAGAGAAAUUAAAAUCGAAAGUUGAACUACUUAAAAGCUCUGUUUCGAAUCAUAAUAAUAAACUGAAGACCGAAACUGCAAAACUGGCGAACAUGAUAAACGAUAUUGCUGACUGUGACAGCGCUAUAAUAGAUCGGGAAAACGUGUGCAAGAAAAGAAUUCAAAUGGAAGAAACUCGGGAUCGGGACAUUAAAGUUGCGGAACAGUCAAAAAGCAAGCUUGAUAACGAUUUAUUGCUGAUGUUAGAAGAAACUGGAUCUGAGGAAAGUUUGGCAGCGAAGCAACAAGAGAUAUUAUCCAAGAUCGAGGAUAAGAAUGGUACUAUUACGAUGCUAACAAAAAAAAUGACGAUGUUAAAACGACAAGAACAACGAACGGAUUUUGAAAUCGAAGCACAACAAUCGGAGCAACAACGUCUUAGCGUCGAAGCGAAACGACUUAAAUUGUUGAGGGAGAAAAGUAGCGACACAUACAGGGCGGUACAUUGGCUGAGAGAGAACCGUGACAAGUUUUGUAGUACGAUUCACGAGCCGAUAUUGCUUAACUUGAACGUAAAGGACGCCAAGUACGCAAAAUAUUUGGAGAACGUACUUCCGUACCGUGAUUUAAUAGCAUUCGUUUGUGAAGACAAACGAGAUAUGAACAACUUAUUGAACUAUUUAAGAACUGGACAGAACUUACAAGUGAACGUUGUAUAUUCUGACCCCACGAAACACGUUUCCACAGAGCCGAAUAUUCCGCUGCGGCACAUCGUGCAAUUCGGUUUUACUCAUUACUUGGUAUCUUUGAUAGAAGCACCGAGCACUAUUUUGAAAUAUUUAGUCAACAUGUAUAAUUUGUCUAACAUACCCAUCGGAACGGCACAAGUUGACGAUAAUACCGAGAAUAUACCUACCAGUUUACAUCUUUAUUUCAGUCAGAGCAACGUGUAUUCCGUAAAGACAUCGAAAUAUACAGGAGUAAGAUCUGUCACGAUGCAGCCAAUAUCGACUACGGGAAUGUUAUCUGCUGUGUUAGACAGAUCGAAACUGUUACAUAUCGAAGAAAGUUUGAGGUCAUUGCGAGAGACGAAGGCCAAUGUACUGAAUGAGAUCCAAAAGAUCAACGAAGAAAUGCGUGAGCAUAACAACGAAUUGGACAAGUACAAGACUGAAAAAAAUGAACAUCAGCAAGAUCUUCAGCAGAUACAGGUCCUAAAAUCUAGGAUAUCUGUAAUGAAGAAAAAGAUUGCCGAUUUACAAAACGCGAGAACGAGCAUCGAGAAAAUACAGGAAUCUUCGAGGGAGGACAUAAAGUUGAUUCUGGAGAAAGAAUUCAAGAUUUAUAAAGAGUAUAAUGCCGUAUUGAAACAAUGUUUCAAAUAUACGACGACCAGUGAACAGGCGGAAUUAACGAUAAACAUGCAUAAACGAUUGUUGAGGGUGAAAGGUAACGAGUUGCAAGAUAUGAGAGGAAAACUUAAAGAGGCGGAAGAUUAUGUCAGGCGACUUAGUCAGGAGGCGCAACCGAUGAAGAGCGAGGCAGAAAGGCUUUAUAAAGAUGCAUUGGAAACUACUCAUAAUAUCACUCCUUCCGAUAAAGCAUUCGAACAGAUAAAUAAAAUAUUUACUAAAUUACCACCGACCAUCGAAGAGAUUAAUAAGGAGUUGAAUAUUGCGCAAGCAAAAGUAUUUUGUUUGGGAAACAGCGGAGAUGGUGAAAAUAUAUUACAACAAUACGAAGAAGUCGAAGAAAAUAUAGGUCAUUUGAAGGAUUUCAUUCAAAGAAAAACGAAUGAGUAUGCAACGUUGACGCAAGAUAUUAAAAGUUUGCAGGAGCAAUGGUUGACAGCGUUAUCGGCAAUAGUUGAGAAAAUUAAUUCAAAUUUCGGCAUGUAUUUCUCGGCAAUGGGCUGCGCCGGUGAAGUUACGUUGGCCGUACCGGAGAACAACGUGGAUUUCGAGCGAUACGGGCUCAAAAUAAUGGUGAAAUUCCGAGAUACUGAUAAGCUGCAGGAAUUGACGAGGCACCAUCAAAGUGGCGGAGAAAGAGCAGUGACCACUGCCAUUUACAUGAUAUCGCUACAAGAAUUGUCGAGAGUACCUUUUCGAUGCGUCGAUGAAAUUAAUCAAGGCAUGGAUGCGACAAAUGAAAGAAGAGUGUUCAAUCUACUCGUGAAAAUGACUGGUAGACCCAAUAGUCCUCAGUAUUUUUUACUUACGCCGAAGUUAUUACCCAAUUUGGAAUAUGCGGAGACAGUUACGGUGCAUUGUGUAUACAACGGACCAUUCAUGAUUGCGCAUGAAGCGUUUGAUACAGAACAGUAUUGUAGACGUCUUAUCAAGGAGAAAGAGAAGGAAAUUUAAGAUAAAUUUCUAAAGUAUUCUAUUAUGAGAAGCACGAUGUGAUGACUGAUGGUAUUAAAGUGAUGUUACUAGGUGUAUAAUAUAUAAUAUAUAGUUAAUAAGUUGUUCACAAACAAAAGUUUUUUCUAUUUUAUUACUGUGAAACACAUAGAGUACGUCAAAUAUUUCUAAUAUUUAAAAUAUAAAGAGUUUCAUGUAAAAAUCAAAAUAUAUAUUUUUGUCAGCA